Maudiozyma saulgeensis is the source of this 6138-nucleotide messenger RNA. The record is from the annotation of a GenBank genome assembly. NCBI's taxonomy places the organism in Eukaryota, Fungi, Ascomycota, Saccharomycetes, Saccharomycetales, Saccharomycetaceae.
AUGAAUAAUAUUAAAAGACAAUUAACUGGACCAUUUGAGCCCAUAACUAGUCAUUCAAGUGACGAAGAUAUAGAGGAUCUACACACAUUUUCCAACAAUGUUGGAACGGGCAAAAAUAUACCUACCAUUAUACCUCCAUCUUUAAAUAUUGUUCCUCCACCUAAGGAUAUUGACAGUAUUGAUGACAGGUCAGAUUCUGCUGAAGCACAUGAUGAACCUAUUAGGAAAAAUGAAUCAAGGAUGGCAAAUCUAUUUAAAAAAGUACAGCCUAAUGGUUCGCCAGGUAGAAGGCGACCACGACUCUUCCUAAGGACUACAUCGUUCAGUGGGAGUGAUGAUAAUAGGGAUGAUAAUGUCUCAUCGACAUCAGGACAUUCACCUUUAACAAAUUUCACAGCAGGUUUAAGGGAUACUAGAUUGCGUAGCAAGAGUACUGGUACACGACGUUCAUCUAGUUCAGUAAGUAGGGCACCACGAUCAGCAAAGGUUUUAUCAUUUGUGGCUGCCGAUGAUAUGGACGACUUUCAAGAUUUACAAAAGGAUUUUAAUUUUAAACAUGAUGAUAAAUCUUUUGGCUGGUUACCUCAAUUGAAUGACGAUGAUACUGCUGAUGAAAGUAGCAAUAGCUCUCAGAGUGGGUAUGAAGAUGAGGAUGAAGAGGAUAUUAGAUCUCAAUUAACACCCCGAACACCAUCGAGAAGAGCGUCGUCUAAUGAAAAUGCCCCAACCGAAACGUCAGGCUCAACAUAUCUUGGAAUAUUCAAAAAAUCACCAGCCAAAGUGCCGACUACGCCUCGAAGGUUGUCAAUUAGUGGAUCUUCCAAAUUUCAUGUUAGUCACGAGGAAAUAGCUGAGAGCACUGGAAAGGGUUCGGAUAAAGAGGAUGGCUUAGCCAUUUCAACAUACUCAAUAGAAUUACCGGAUUUUGAUCAACCACUUGGAAAGCCAUUCGUGAAACCGUUAAAGUUAUAUGGCAAUUCAUUAUGUUUAAUCAGUCCCACCAACUUUAUUAGAGUUAAAUUAGCAUCCAUUCAUAUGAACAACCAUUAUCGUUUUGCAUACUUAAUAAUAUUAACUACAUUUACAGCAUUACUAGCGAUUAGAACAUAUCAUCCGAGGACAUAUUCAUUUCUUUACAGUUUUAAGAAUUGGUCAGAUUAUAUCAAUUUUUUCCUGUACGUUUAUUUUACAAUAAAUGAUGUUACCAAGAUAAUUGCAUUUGGUUUCUGGGAUGAUUCUCAGAUGUUUGAGGUGUAUGGGAAAGAAUAUAGGUCGAUUCUCGAGAGGAUGGGUAUUCUUAGACUUUAUAGAACGUUGAGUAAAAAAUAUGGGCACAAGUUAAUUGAUUAUAUAAUGCCAGCAAGGGUUAUUAACGAGGACAGGCUAAGAUUGAAAAGGCAAGAAUUAAAUAGUUCUAUCACCAAACAAAAACGUCAAAAGCAGAAAAAAAUAUACUUUGAUACGCCUCGAGCUUACGCACGCUCAUCUUGGAAUCGUGUCGAUCUGGUAUCGACUUGUUGCUUCUGGGUAGGUUUGUUUCUCUCCAUAAGAGAUUUCGAUGAAAGAAAUGGUAUCAAGGUAUUUAAACCAUUGGCUGUAAUAAGGAUAUUGAGAUUAGUGCAUACAGAUACUGGUAUAUCCUCGAUCCUGAGAGCUUUGAAAUAUGGUAUUCCACAAUUGGUGAGUGUCGGGUUUAUGCUAGUGUAUUUUUGGGUAUUCUUCGGUAUUCUUGGUGUUCAAUUAUUCCAAGGUUCGAUGAGAAGACAAUGCGUUUGGUUUAACCCUGAUGACGCGACAGAUACCUAUCAAUAUAGUAUGCAAUUUUGUGGUGGACAUCUGGAUCCUAAUACUAGUAAACCGGCUCCGUAUACGUAUUCUAAUGGUUUAUCAGCGCAAGUUAGUAAGGGAUUUUUAUGCCCAGUAAACUCAAGAUGUAUCUCAAAUGCCAAUCCGUAUAAUGGAAGGAUUAGUUUCGACAAUAUAGUUAAUUCAAUGGAGAUAGUCUUCGUUGUAAUGAGUGCAAACACUUUCACGGAUAUAAUGUACUAUCUCAUGGAUUCAGAUGAUAUGGCGGCUUGUUUAUUCUUUGUUCUGGCAAUUUUCGUUUUAACUAUUUGGAUGAUGAAUUUACUAAUUGCUGUUCUGGUAUCAUCCUUUGAAAUUGCAAAUGAAAAGUUUAAAAAGAAGAGACUUGAAAAACACUCUAACGAAAGUUGGCCUGUACGUUUGACAGCUGGUUAUUGGAGAUUUUUCCAGGUAAAGGCCUCUCAAACAAAUCUACCUGACUGGUCUGUUCGAUGUCUAAGGGUAUACGGUAUAAUUGAGCCAAUAUUUAUCAGUUUAAUUAUGGUUGAUUUGGUAUUUCGGUCAUGUAUUACAUCUAAUAGUCCUUCCGAUUUUAUUGAUUUAGUUUUAAAAGUCGAUAGGGCUAUUUCUAUUGUUCUCUUCAUUGAGACUUUAGGAAGAUUAGUUUUGUAUUCACCUAAUUUCUGGAAAUUUUUGGUUCGUGGGGAUUUUUUGUUUGAUAGUAUUAUAGCUGUGGCCUCGCUGAUUGUAAGCAGUUUAGGGGUGUCGAAUAAAAUAGGUCAUACAUACUAUUGGUUAUCUAUUUUCCAAAUCAGUCGAUUUUACAGAGUUGUAAUUUCGAUACCAUUUACCAGACAUCUAUGGAAACUAGUUUUGAGCAAUGGUUUGAUGAUAUGGAAUUUAUCUGCUUUUUAUUUUUUUUUUACUUUUCUGGUGGCAAUAAUCACAUCCAUAUAUAUGGAAGGUAUUAUUCCUAUUGAUGAGAUGGAGGAAAACGCUUUUGGGAUGUAUUCCCUACCAAAUUCGUUCUUAUCUCUUUUUAUCAUCGGCUCCACCGAAAAUUGGACUGAAAUUCUAUAUUCUAUUCAGCAAUAUGCACCAAACAUAUCCACUGCUUUCUUUUGUUCAGUUUUGUUAAUUAUUUGGUUCAUUCUUUCCAAUUCUGUGAUAUUGAAUAUUUUCAUUGCCUUAAUUUCUGAAAGUAUGGAUGUUGACGAAAAUGAGAAGAGGCCCCUACAGAUAAAGCACUAUUUACAAUACGUAUAUCCUCAAAAGAUCCAAGAAUAUACUCAUGCAAGCUUUCUUCAAAGAUUAAGAAAGAAAUUUUUCAAGAAGAGUUACAAAGAUGACUCAAGAGAUUUUAAACAAUUUUUAAUUAGAGGAACAGCAAUCAUGAAUAUUGCACAUAAUAUGGAAGAUUUAGCAAAAGAAUUUAAGGAUAAGAGCGAAAAGAACGGUUACAGGAUUACGAAUUGGGCAUAUAAACUUGUUGACAGUUUAGCAUCGAAAGUCAAUGUAACCAUAUAUGCAAACAAUCCGUUUUAUAAACAUCCUGAGGUAUUGUUUACGGAAACAAAUGAGAGAAGUAACAAGAGUUAUGUUCUUCAACUGAACGAAUAUGAAGAAGAAAAAUUAAGUUUUCUAAGGAAAAAUCCAUCCUUCAACUAUUCUUAUUUUAUUUUCCCGCCUAGACAUAGAUUCCGUCGUUUUUGUCAGAGACUUGUACCUCCUAGUACUGGUAAAAGAACAGAUGGUAUUCGUUUUUACGAAGAUGAUACAGAUUUGUACAGUAAGAGACGUUACUUUCGUAGAUGGGAAAGAGAUGUUUUCGUUUUGAUCUAUGCUUUAGCAACAUUACUUUUGAUCGUUACAUCAUGUUAUGUCACACCAUUAUACAGAAUGAAACAUAACAUCAAAACAUAUGAUUGGCCGCUAUAUCUAGAUUCAUCGUUGGUAUCCUUAUUUACCAUAGAGUUUAUUGUUAAGACUAUUGCCGAUGGUUUAGUUUACUCUCCAAACGCAUAUGUGCGUAAUCCUUGGAAUCUAAUUGAUUUUGUUGUCUUGAUAUCAAUGUGGAUUUAUUACAUUGUAUUUUUGAAAAACGAUGGUAAUUUAUCUAGACUUUUCAGAGGUUUGUCAGCCCUAAGAGCAUUAAGAUGCUUGACUAUUAGCAAUACUGCUAGGCAAACAUUUAAUCUGAUUAUGUUUGAUGGUAUGAAAAGAAUUGGUGGUGCUGCCCUUAUAUGUUUAAGCCUGUUGUUUCCAUUUACUGUAUGGGGUUUAGGCGUCUUCAAUGGUCGGUUAGCAGUAUGUAAUGACGGCAAUUACGAUAUGCAACAUUGUUUUAAUGAAUAUACUAAUACAGUCUUCCAGUUCGAUGUUAUGAUGCCUAGGGUAUACAGUAAUCCAUAUUUGUAUUUUGAUUCAUUUGGAUCUUCCUUCCGUUCUUUAUAUGAAAUUAUCUCUUUAGAAGGUUGGGUUGAUUUGCUUCAGAAUUUGAUGAAUAGUACAGGGGUAGGAACAAUUCCAUCCUUACUAGGCAAUUCUAACAAUGCAGUAUUUUUGGUUUUAUUCAAUUUUUUGAGUAUGGUUUUUAUACUGAAUCUUUUCGUCUCAUUUAUCAUCAAUAAUCAUACUAAAACAAAUGGUAGUGCAUAUUAUACGAUUGAAGAAAAAUCAUGGCUGGAAUCAAAGAAACUUUUAACACAAGCAACCCCUAGAGUUAUUCCGAAUUUAUUAGAAAUGUCACGCUUCAGAAGGUUUUGCUACUUUCUAGCUGUCGAGAAAAAACAUUUUUACUACGCAUCCUUUCUACAAGUUGUUCUUUAUGUCCAUAUUAUAAUGUUAUUGGCAAUUUCUUACUAUGAUAAAUAUAACCAUGAGACAAGGUAUAACGAUAUCUAUUUUAUGUUCUCAUUAACCGUAUUCAUGUUCCAGGAACUGGUAUAUAUGAUUGGUGAAGGUUUUGGACUUUAUUUAUCACAGUUUUGGAAUGUUCUUAGGUUCUGUGUCGUCGCAAUCUCCUUUAUUCUAUCAAUUAUUGGAUUGAAACUGCCCUUAUCCUACGUAUGGUUUCAUAAUUUUGACGAUUUUUUCCAUUUGGUAAUCUUUUUAUUUGUUAUUCCACAGAAUAAUACUCUUAGUGAACUAUUGGAAACUGCAAUGGCCAGUUUACCUCCAAUUCUCUCUCUGACAUACACAUGGGGUAUCCUAUUUUUAGUUUAUGGUAUGGCCCUGAAUCAAAUAUUUGGUAUGACUAGGUUAGGAGCUAACACAACUGGUAAUAUCAAUUUUAGAACCGUUAUUAAGGCGUUUAUUGUUCUAUUCAGAUGUAGUUUUGGUGAGGGGUGGAAUUACAUAAUGGAUGAUCUAACAGUUGCUCCUCCUUUCUGUUUUAGUGACUCUAAGAAUUCAACAUCUGAUUGUGGUUCUUCCGUUUAUGCUUAUAUUCUUUUAAUGUCAUGGAAUAUUCUUUCCAUGUAUAUUUUCUUGAAUAUGUUUAUUUCUCUAAUUAUAACUAACUUUAGUUAUGUUUAUAGACAAGGAAGCUCUCAUUCUCUAAUUAAUAGAGGCGAAAUUAGGAAAUUUUCCGAAGCCUGGUCAAAUUUGGAUACCGAUGGGGUAGGGGAGCUUGAGUUCUCCUAUUUACCUAAAUUGAUGCAUUCUUUUGAUGGUACAUUUUCAUUCAAAAUUUGGGAAGGGAGUCUCACAAUUAAAAAUCUGGUUGAUAAUUAUAUCACUGUAAAUCCACAUGACCCAUACGAUGUAGAAGUUGAUUUGAUUGGUUUAAAUAAUGAGUUAAGUAAAAUCGACAAGGUGAAGAUCAUUGCGCGAAGGUUAAAAUAUAGAAGGUUCAUUCAAGAAGUCCAUUACACAAACGCUUAUAGAGGUGCUGUAAAAUUCAGCAAGCUUCUGCAAUUAAUUCCGCUAUAUACAAUUUACAAUCCUAGAGAAUGUCUGGGAAUUGAUGAAUACGUGAGAUAUCUAUACAAUUUAGGGAAAGUAGAUAAAUAUCUAGAGAAUGAGAGAAGUGUUGAUGUUUUAGAUAUGGUUGUGACAAGGUAUAAAUACAUCACAAAAAUGAAACAGGAUGAUAAUCCAUUUAAGGUUAUUGAUGAUAACAAAUUAGAAGAUGAAUUAACAGUGAAAGAAAACUCUGAGCCAAUGCCCCUAGAAACCCCACACAUGAACUUUGGUGUUGAUAAUUUUCUUUGGUCUCCAAAACUGGAAUCUGUUUCUCAAAAUAAACAUUUUAAAAAUACUGAAGGGGAAGGAUCGUCGAACAAUGAAUCAUCUAAAGAUAGCGAUUUACCACAUAGAACUAUUUUAUAG